Molecule: messenger RNA, 2555 nt
Organism: Trifolium pratense (red clover)
Lineage: Eukaryota; Viridiplantae; Streptophyta; Magnoliopsida; Fabales; Fabaceae
Product: chitin-inducible gibberellin-responsive protein 1-like
Exons: 2
Coding region: 548-2293 (581 amino acids)
Biological process (GO): regulation of DNA-templated transcription
Cellular component (GO): nucleus
Molecular function (GO): sequence-specific DNA binding; DNA-binding transcription factor activity
Source: RefSeq, a predicted model, not a curated record
GGUCAUCCCUCUAAAAAACACUAGUGGUUGACGAUGUCAAUUGACAGAAACCUCCACACGCACACAAUCACGCGAGUGAUUUCACCGCCCGCGUUGAGAAAAACCCACGAAUCUUCAGCGCCAAAUACCCAAACGUGUGGUCGGCUCCGUUAAAUCGUAACACCACAAAAUCAAAAUAUCUUACUCUCAACCACGUCACCGUUACCGUCACCGUUAUCUUAGUCGGUCUAUAUAUAUAACCAUACACAUCAUUGAAAUUCAAUGUUAUAAAAACACCAAAACCGAACACACUUUCUUCCUAAAACAGAAAACAAAACAAAAAGUUCAAACCGCACAAAGAUUUUCAUAACCUUAGUUUCAACGAACACAUUCAAGUUUCAAUUUAUUCGGCGCCGAAUUUUGUUCUUCAUUUUUUUUAAGGUUUAUAUGCUUUUGUCGAAACUAUCGAGGUAAAUUUUCCGGAUGCUGACGCUUGAUUUCUGAUUCUCUAGCUUGGCCGGUUUUUAGGAUUUCCUCUCAAUCAAGACAUCAGAUUCGUCAUCAUAGUAUGGACUCACAACAACUUUAUAGUUACAGCAUGACUACAGGAUUACCUUACAUGCAAUCUUUUCCAACUAUUCCAUCACUACAAAAUGGUUUGUUUGGAUCCUUGAAAGUUGGCGUCGGAAACUCACCUGAUUCGCCAUUUUCCUCUCAUUUUGAUUCUGAUACUCUUUCUGCAUUUAGUGACAGCCACGAGCAUUACAACUCGGGCGAAAUCCUAUCUGGUAUCAGCUCCUCUUAUAACUCAUCACUGGAAACCAACCAUUAUCUGCAAAGAUCGGUUUCAUCGGUCGACAGUCUCAAAGAAAGUUUGCAAUUAUAUUCUGCUAGAAAUUCUUCUCUACCAACUAACCAUAAAAUCAGACACGCCUUGUUGGAACUAGAAAAUGCGCUGAUGGCCCCUGAUGAUAACGAAGUUACGACAUCUAAUUCUUCAUUGGGUGAUAGCAUCAGGGAGACGGCAUCCGGCCCAAGAUAUAGAUCAUGGAGCCAUGAGAACCAAGGGUCACAAUAUAUUCAAAGUCAGCCAUCACACGUUACCAACAACACUAGGCAAUCAAAUGAAGUUGUGCAUGUUGAGAAACGACGAAAGUUGGAGGUGGAAUCCUCUCUACAAGAGUUUCCAUCGGGGGAUUUAAAGCAAUUACUGAUUGCAUGUGCCAAAGCUAUGGCUGAGAACAACACCCAAGAUUUUGACCUAUUGAUAGAAAGGGCUAGAAAUGAUGUGUCUAUCAAUGGAGAGCCAAUCCAGAGGCUUGGUGCUUAUAUGGUAGAAGGGCUUGUUGCAAGGAAGGAAGCGUCAGGGAAUAGCAUCUAUCAUGCUCUUAAGUGCCGCGAGCCUGAAGGCGAAGAGUUACUCACAUACAUGCAACUGCUUUUCGAAAUCUGUCCGUACUUAAAGUUCGGUUACAUGGCUGCAAAUGGAGCUAUUGCCGAAGCUUGCAGGAAUGAGGAUCGCAUACACAUCAUAGAUUUUCAGAUUGCUCAAGGAACUCAAUGGAUGACACUUCUUCAAGCUCUUGCUGCAAGACCUGGCGGAGCUCCCCACGUGCGGAUCACAGGAAUCGAUGACCCCGUCUCUAAAUAUGCACGCGGUGAUGGACUAGAAGUAGUCGGGAAAAGAUUGGCCAUGAUGUCCAAGAAAUUUAACAUCCCGGUUGAGUUUCACGGUAUUCCUGUUUUUGCUCCUGACGUUACAAGAGACAUGCUUGAUAUCAGAGUCGGAGAAGCUUUGGCUGUGAAUUUUCCGUUACAACUCCAUCACACAGCUGAUGAGAGUGUUGAUGUGAACAAUCCAAGAGAUGGACUUUUAAGAUUGGUGAAAUCUCUUGCUCCAAAAGUGGUCACACUUGUGGAGCAAGAAUCAAACACAAACACAACACCUUUCUUCAACAGGUUCAUAGAAACUUUAGAUUACUACUUGGCAAUCUUCGAGUCUAUCGACGUCACGCUCUCGCGAGACAGCAAAGAAAGGAUUAACGUCGAGCAACAUUGUUUGGCUCGUGAUAUCGUGAAUGUCAUUGCUUGUGAAGGUAAGGAAAGAGUCGAGCGACAUGAACUGUUCGGUAAAUGGAAGUCUAGGUUGACGAUGGCGGGAUUUCGUCAAUGUCCUUUAAGUUCUUAUGUGAAUUCUGUUAUAAGAAGUCUUCUGAGAUGCUAUUCAGAACACUAUACAUUAGUGGAGAAAGAUGGGGCAAUGCUUUUAGGGUGGAAGAACAGAAAUUUGAUAUCUGCUUCAGCAUGGCAUUGAUGAAAAAACAUAUUAAGAUAAGAAAUAGUAUAGUAAUUGUAGAAAUAACAUGAUGAUGGAAGCCAACAAGGUUUGUGUUGAUUUCAAGUGCUAUGUAUCCAUUGUCACUGUUUUAUAGGUUUAUGUUCCUUAAAUUUGUCCAUAAAGAGUAUGAUGUAGUAGUUAUGUAGUAAUAGUGAUUCUUUUAUUAUAUGUUUUAGGUAUGUAAUGUUCACUUUUGUUUUUUAGAUGUUGAUAAAUGAAAAAUGCUACUUUGCUUUCA